Suillus discolor is the source of this 1042-nucleotide messenger RNA. RefSeq lists its product as uncharacterized. Gene Ontology annotation, molecular function: transferase activity, transferring alkyl or aryl (other than methyl) groups. The record is from RefSeq and is a predicted model, not a curated record. Gene Ontology annotation, cellular component: membrane. Lineage: Eukaryota; Fungi; Basidiomycota; Agaricomycetes; Boletales; Suillaceae. The coding region runs from base 1 to 945 and encodes 314 amino acids. The transcript has 4 exons.
AUGUUAUCCCUCACAAUCCCGAAGCUUGCAGAUGAGCUUUUCUUGCGACCCAUCAUGAUAUCGAUGAACAGCUUGGCCCUGUCGGCCCUUAUGUCAUAUGUGAUGUCCGCUAACGGACGUAUCGACUGGAGACCGAUAACCGUCUGCGUCACGUCCGAUAUCCUUGCCAUUGGCGCUGACCAUCUUAAGGAUAAAGAAAAGGAGUUUUCGUUGGACCGCACUAUCACCAACGACCCAUACCUCACCUGUUGGUUUAUAUAUGCACGAACUUUCCUCACCGCCAACGCUGUGCUCCUUGCAUUGGUACUAUCUCAGUGUCCAAUUUCAACGCUCCUCACCACGGCAAUGUUUGUCGUUCCUGCCUUGCUCUGGACCACUCCGAUCAGCUUCAAGAGGUUUUGGGUAAUCUCGAGGUGCCUCCUUGGGAGGUUUGGCAGUAACAGGCAUCAGCCUUCUACCUCUGCGCCUGUCCUGGUCAUCAAACGCAUUCCUGGCAUGAAAGCCAUUUUUAAUGGCAUCAUUCGAGGGUGUGGCAUCUACGCUGUAGUUUUUUCCGUGUUGUCGGGAUCAGGCAAUCUGACUAACACGCUGCCGUCUCCAUGGAGCGUUGUUCAACUGAUAGUCUGGUCGACCGUUAACCGUUCAUGCCACGCAAUCAUGACGGAUGUCCGUGACUUUGAAGACGAUAUGAAGGCCGGGGUCCCCACUAUACCCGUCCUUCUUGGUUCAAUACUCAAAACCAAGGUUAUAUUGACGGCUUGUCAUAUGCUGGUUAUGUUGGCCUUCAUUGAAAACACAUACAUUAUGGGAAGCUGUUCAUUCGCCGCAGUUUUGGUGUGGAUACUGGGCAGAGACUCGCCAAAAAAAGCGUUCUUGUUGAGCUCCCAUUCGCAGUCCCUGUUUACCAUUUGGUAUUUGUUGACGAGGCAGUAUCCUCAGUCAUAAUCAACAACAUCAGGGAAACGUAAUUCAUUACACAUGAUUACAGAGUGCUACAGAGCGCUCUGUAGCAUUCUGUAGCACGAUCCAACCCGCUGAUGAC